AUCGUUUGUCUCUGAAUUCUUUACUCUCGCUCCGUUAUCUGAUAUUGUCAGAUGGACAUUCGCCGAUAUUUGGGAGGUUAAAAACUCAGGUGCGAAAUUUGUAAGUGUUAUCGAGUUUUUUGAUAGUAGCGUGCCAACAUGGCAAUGCGGAUCAUUAUUUUGGGUUUUUGCGUUUUUCUCACAACUGUAGCGGUAGACCGAAAUAAUUUUAAGACUUGCGAGCAAAGCAGCUUUUGCCGUCGGCUUCGGAAUCCGAAACAAGACGGUAGCCCUUAUGAACUUGACUUAUCAGCCCUUCAAAUAUUCGAUAAUUAUGUGGAAACAAAACUCAUUAACGUCCAAGCCAACAUUGAUUUAAAGUUUACAUUGACUGCAUUAGUUGGUAAUAUCUUUCGAGUCACUGUUGACGAAUCCAAGGGAGUACAUGUGAGAUAUAAACCUCAAUUUGCCUUGAAUGGAGAACCGCAAGUUACAAAAUUAGAAGUACUCGAAAGAAAUCAAAACAUAUUAAGUGUAAAAUCAGGUGAUAAUAAAGUAAUACUAACUGCUAAACCAUUUAAAGUAGAGUUUUACAAAAACAAUGUUUUGACCUCAAUAGCUAAUGGGAAAGGCUUAUUUGAAUUUGAACAUUACCGGAAAAAAAAAGAAGGGGAAAAUGACGUUGAUACCAAAGAAGAUCCAGGGGCCUGGGAGGAGAAUUUUAAAUCUCACCACGAUAGUAAGCCAAAGGGCCCUUCGGCAAUAGGGCUUGAUUUUACAUUUCCCGGAGCGAAAAGAGUUUAUGGUUUGCCUGAGCAUGGAGACAAAAUGGCUCUUAGAACAACUGGUCCUGGAGGCUCAGACCCUUACAGGUUAUACAAUUUAGAUGUUUUUGAAUAUGAAUUGGAUAGCACUAUGGCUAUUUAUGGAGCGGUGCCUUUAAUUCAUGCUCAUGGUCCGCUAAAUACAGUGGGUAUUUUCUGGCACAAUGCGGCUGAGACUUGGGUUGACAUAACUAAUAGCAAAGAUAGUAAUGUCAUGUCUUCUUUGGUUAAUUUGGUUUCUGGUUCUAAAUCUGAGUCUAGUGUUGAUGUCCAUUUUAUGAGCGAAAGUGGACUCAUGGAUUUCUUUGUUCUGAUGGGGCCAAAACCAAAAGAUACAGUUAAGCAAUAUUCUUCCCUUACCGGCGUCAGCCCAUUGCCACAGUACUUUACUUUGGCAUAUCAUCAAAGUCGGUGGAAUUAUAAUGAUCAAGAUGAUGUGACAACUGUCAACUCAAAUUUCGACAUUCAUAACUUGCCAUUGGAUGUAAUGUGGUUAGAUAUUGAGUAUACUGAUGGCAAAAAAUACUUUACCUGGGAUCCAAUAAAAUUUUCCAGUCCAGAAAAUAUGAUUAAUAACCUUACUUUGACUGGUCGGAAGUUGGUUGUUAUCAUCGAUCCCCACAUCAAACGGGAGGGGGGAUAUUUUCUCCAUGAAGAUGCUUUGGCCAAUGAUUUCUAUGUUAAGAACAAAGAUGGAACGGUCUAUGAAGGGUGGUGUUGGCCAGGCUCUAGCAGUUACUUAGACUUUUAUGACCCCCGCACCGCCGAUUAUUAUCAAAGCUUGUAUGGCGUGGACAAAUUCAAAGGUACCACCCACGACGUGUUUAUCUGGAACGAUAUGAACGAACCGUCGGUAUUCAAUGGUCCCGAAAUCACCAUGCCUAAAGACUGUAUCCAUUAUGGCGGAUGGGAACACCGAGACGUACACAACGAAUACGCCUUAUCGCAGACGUUCAGCACCUUCCAAGGACUGUUGAACCGCAGCCCGAAUCUGAGGCCUUUCAUAUUAACGCGAGGUCAUUUCGCCGGCUCCCAACGGUACUCGGCAAUGUGGACCGGCGAUAACAUGGCCCUUUGGACCCACCUGGCCGCAAGCUUUCCCAUGUGCUUGUCUGAAGCUUUGGGUGGAAUUAGUUUUUGCGGCGCCGACGUCGGAGGAUUUUUUAACAAUCCGGACGAGGAGUUAUUGCAGAGAUGGUACCAGGCGGCCAUUUGGUUGCCAUUUUUCCGCGCACACGCCCACAUCGACACCCGUCGUAGGGAGCCGUACUUAUUUUCUGAAACGGUUAUCGAUCGAAUUCGUACCGCUUUAAGGGUCAGGUACGCCCACUUGCCCCUGUGGUACACUUUGUUUUGGGAACAUGAGUCGACCGGAGAACCCGUCAUUCGGCCAUUGUUUUAUCAUUAUCCAGAGGACGAGGAAGUUUUCGAGACCGAUAACGAAUUGUUGGUGGGCGACUCGGUAUUGGUUGGUCUCGUCGCCGACGCAGGACUGACAACUGUGCAAGUCUACCUGCCUGGUGGAGAUUCGGCUCGCUGGUACGAUUUGCAAGAUUUCAAACUGUAUCGCGGAGGCACUCACAAGAUUUCCGUCGACAUGGAUAAGUAUUUGGCUUUCUACCGAGGCGGUAGCGUAAUACCGCGGAAGGACAGACCAAGACGGUCAUCUGCUGUCAUGCAUCACGAUCCGUUUACCCUAUAUGUGGCGCUAGAUGAGAAAAAGACAGCCUCGGGCACCUUAUACGUCGACGAUUACCACAGUUUCGAAUAUAGGAACGCGAAAAAAUAUUUGUACGUCAACUUCUCCUUUGUAGGCAACAAACUUACUAGCAGCUUUAUCGAUAAGACUGAUUAUCCGACAGAAGAGUGGAUCGAACGGGUGGUCGUCUUGGGACCUCCUGCGGGUAUUAAAGGAGCGAAAUUAAACAGUAAAAGUUUGGGUAUUGUUGCUUUGGAAGUUUCAUACGACAGCGAGUUGACAUCACUUACUGUUAGAAAGCCGGGGGUUAGUAUUAGAGAACCGUUCACAAUUGAGCUGGUUUGAGUAUGGUAUCAUCAAAUCGAGAAGGGGAAAUGUUUUUGGGCGGGGGUGCAUCAUCAGCGGUGGUACAUGUUGAAUAUAUUGAAGUGACUGAUUUUUUUAUAGGUCUACUUUAUUUGAAAUUAGUAUAAACUAUUGUAAUUAUUUCACCCUUUUACGAUUGGGAACUAAAUUCGAU
Cylas formicarius (sweet potato weevil) is the source of this 3022-nucleotide messenger RNA. It is a transcript of the gene GCS2alpha, whose product is annotated as neutral alpha-glucosidase AB. The record is from RefSeq and is a predicted model, not a curated record. The coding region runs from base 139 to 2847 and encodes 902 amino acids. Gene Ontology annotation, biological process: carbohydrate metabolic process; N-glycan processing. The transcript has 10 exons. Gene Ontology annotation, molecular function: carbohydrate binding; alpha-glucosidase activity. Lineage: Eukaryota; Metazoa; Arthropoda; Insecta; Coleoptera; Brentidae.